Molecule: messenger RNA, 2854 nt
Organism: Pygocentrus nattereri (red-bellied piranha)
Lineage: Eukaryota; Metazoa; Chordata; Actinopteri; Characiformes; Serrasalmidae
Gene: gdf6a
Product: growth differentiation factor 6a
Exons: 2
Coding region: 158-1372 (404 amino acids)
Biological process (GO): SMAD protein signal transduction; BMP signaling pathway
Cellular component (GO): extracellular region
Molecular function (GO): cytokine activity; growth factor activity
Source: RefSeq, a predicted model, not a curated record
UAUGUGCUGUGAAUGUGUGUGUAGUGUGUGUGUAGUGUGUGUGUGUGUGUGUGUGUGUGUGUGUAGUGCAUGUGUGUGACUAGGUGUGUGUGUGCGUGUGCUGCGCCUCGGAGUCACCGUGGAGAGCUCUCGGGUGCAGCGCUGGCACCACAUCGCCAUGGACUCCGUGCGAGCAGCGGCUCUCUGCGCGCUCUUCUUCUUCCUCUGGAGUUUACCGUGCUGCCAGCCGGCCGCCAUCCUCUCUUCGCCCGCGCCGCGCAGGAGCAGGGCCAGCAGGAGCGCGCAGGACGCGCACAGGACCGCCAAAACUUUCAAAGAGACCCCCGCGUCCUCGGCGGCGCUCAGGGCCGAGCUGAAGAGCGUCGUGGAGCCGCACGACUACAUGCUCUCCAUAUACAGGACUUACUCCGCCGCGGAGAAACUGGGGCUCAACGCCAGCUUUUUCCCCUCCUCAAAGUCCGCCAAUACCAUCACCAGCUUUGUAGACAGGGGCAGAGACGACCUUGUUCUCUCUCCGUUGCGAAGGCAGAAGUAUCUGUUCGACGUCUCCACUCUGUCGUCCAAAGAGGAUCUGCUGGGCGCAGAGCUGCGGCUGUUCCGCCAGCCCCCCGCGGACUCUGCCCCCCCUGCUCCGGGCCUCUACACCCUCCACCUGUCCUCGUGUGACUCGGCUAGCCCGCUGCACUCCAGCCCCCUGCACCUGCCCGCCUCCCCUAAGGCAUCCUGGGAGGUGGUGGACGCGUGGGGCGCGUUUAAAAGCGGCUCUCCCGCGAGUCACGGCGGCCAGCUGUGCGUGGAUCUCUCCGUGACCCCCGGCCAGUCGGACGCAGAGCUCGACCUCCGGCAGCUGGGCUUCGGGAGGCGCGCGCGGCCGCGGCGCCACCGCGCCAUCCUGGUGGUGUACACGCGCUCCCGCAAGCGAGAGAGCCUUUUCAACGAGCUGAGGGAGAAGACCAAGGCGCGAGGCGACCCCCCGCCGGCGCUCAAGGCGAAGCGCAGGCGCAGAACGGCCCUGGCCUCCAGCCGCCACGGCAAGCGACACGGCAAGAAGGCCAAGUCGCGGUGCAGCAAGAAGGCCCUGCACGUGAACUUCAAAGAGCUCGGCUGGGACGACUGGAUCAUCGCGCCUCUCGACUACGAGGCCUACCACUGCGAAGGCGUGUGCGACUUCCCGCUCAGGUCGCACCUGGAACCCACCAACCACGCCAUCAUCCAGACCCUCAUGAACUCCAUGGAUCCGGGCAGCACGCCGCCCAGCUGCUGCGUGCCCACCAAACUCAGCCCCAUCAGCAUCCUCUACAUCGACUCGGGCAACAACGUGGUCUACAAACAGUAUGAGGACAUGGUGGUGGAGCAGUGCGGCUGCAGGUAGCGCCCCUCAAAACGACCCCCCACAAACCUCCCCUACACGCGAGGGGUCUUUUUUGUACUUUUAGGGCUGAGACGGGCUCACCUUGGAGGGAAACACACCCGAAACUGACACAUACACACACGAAAUCCGUGUCCGCACCCAGGUCAGUUGAAGCUGCUGAAAGUUUGAAGUCCUAAAAUGCAAAAGGGAGGUCGUUUAGCAACGUCCGUAGUCAGUUCAAGCUUAUGUUCUGUAGUCAGGCCUAAAUUUCCAGCAGACAGCGCCAAACAUGCUUCAUACCCUUUGUUAGUGAUGGGGCUUCACUGGGUUAAUACUGUUCAUCCCUCAGUUUAUACCGAAACAGGCUCAAGUAGGAACAUCCUAAAGUGGGACUGUCCCGGAAUAAAACGUCUCUCAGGCUAGUAAAGGUGCAAAAGGCAGGACUUUCUGGAGAGAAUCCGCGAGGAUGGAGUGACGGAAUGAUGGGCUGGUGAAGUGAUGGGGUGAAGGGCACCUGAAGGGAUGACGGCUCUCCCUCACCUGUUGCUCUGGCCUGUGGUGGUGGAGAGCACAAUGAGGUCAGUGAUCAGUUAAAGUGCUUUAUCACGGCUAGCGCGCACAACAGGGAAGAUGAAUCACCAUCAAACCCAAAAAUGCAGCGGUCUCAGCACCUCUACUAAAGCCCCUCUCUGUGCCCACUGAGGAGAAGCUCUGUCCAGAGCGACUGGGCAGAUACUCUGGUCAUUCAUCGUACGCAGGUCUCUGUAGCCUGCGAGCAACCAACUGUGGACAAAUUCAUUCGGGUAAAACGCAUUUUUUCGAAGUGCCUGGACGUUUGACUGCGAGGGUCUCAGUGUCUGCUAAACUAAGCGUCCACACAAAUACAAGCUGGACUCUGGAGAGGCGUGGACGAGCGGAACGCCUUCCUGAGCUGAAAAGGAAGAAUAAACACGUGCGUGCGCGCCCGCAUCUUCACUAAAUGCACUUCACAGAGACUGACUGGCCAAGCCGUGUGGUCAGGAGCCUUUUCCCCACCUGGCCACGGCGUGGAGGAAGACUCGUAAGCGAGAUUAUAUUUAAAUGCACAUUAGCUUCGAAUGCACUGUUGUUUAUUAUUUGAGCUGUAAAUAUUUUUGUAUAGUUAAAGCUCUAAAAGUGCGCGGAAUGAAGAAAUGCUCAGCCACAUUUCUUUGUAAAUGUACAUUUUUUAAAUGCACUCAAAUCGCUAUAAUUUCUAUUCUAUAAUUAUUUUAUUAUUUGUGAUGUACAGAGUUUCAUGAUAAUCGUGUAUUUCUUACAUUGAUAAAAAAAUUAAUUUAAAAAUGUAUUCAAUACUUGCUGAGGUUGGAAAUACCAAUAUCAAUGUCUACCUCAUUAUUGCAUAGAUUCUAAGUUUUGAGGUGCAUUCAGUUAGAGUGUAAAGUUUUUUUUUUUUGUUUUCAAUUCUAUAUACGAUAUAUCAAUGGAUAAUAAUCCACACUAUUGCUGUACUAAUAAAAUGAA